CUGCUUCGCACGGCUUCCAGACCUCUAUGACUCCUCCUACAACCAGCCGGAGAUUUCAUGUCCGUAAAAAACUGGUGAGGGAUUCUCCAGUGCUCAUACAUAAUUCCAUACAACAUAACGUUGGGCAGGUUGUGGGUGUCUACGACAGACUAGGCUACUUUGUAACCAUUACGUUACAACACUAAACAGUCCUCUAGGUGUAGCCCGCCUCUGCGCGUCACGCUCUGAACGCAUUUUAUGAGAUCUCCCGAGUAUCCUAUCCUGUCCUCGUCAUUCCGCUGGAAACAAAGACCAACUUAAACUGGAAGUAUGUAAAGUUGAGAUGUACGGGUGAACAUGGUUGAAUGAUAUGUGACGUCGGUCCGGGACUAAAGCAGCCUCAUGUAAAUACUCCCUAAAAGCCUUCCACAGAGUUUGGACAAAUAAGCGGCUUGUUCUUACCCAUUGGAAAUGUUCACCCGCGGAUCCAAAAAGCGACGCUCUAAUCGUACGGAGGAGCUUGAGGAUCCUGAUCGGGGGCAGCCAUGUCUGCGCUGUGGGGACCAGUGUCCGGGGCUCCGCAUGCAUGGAUGGAGGAAGAUCUGUAUCCACUGUAAGUGUGUGCGUGAGGAGCAUGCGGUGCGCUCCAUGCCGGGGCAGCUGGAGAGGAUGAUGAUGAAGCUCGUGUCCGACUUCCAGCGCCACUCCAUCUCCGACGACGACUCGGGCUGCGCCUCCGAGGAGUACGCCUGGGUACCGCCCGGCCUCAAGCCAGAACAGGUGUAUCAGUACUUCAGCUGUAUUCCUGAGGACCGUGUGCCCUACGUGAACAGCCCAGGGGAGAGGUAUCGCAUUAAACAACUCCUCCACCAGCUACCAGCCCAUGACAGUGAGCCUCAGUACUGCACAUCUCUGGAUGACGAGGAGAAGAAGGAGCUGAUGGUCUUCAGUCAGCAGAGGAAGAGAGAGAAUCUGGGCAGGGGCAUGGUCCGACUGUUCCCCGUCACCAUGACAGGGGCUAUAUGCCAACAGUGUGGUAGGCAGAUCCGUGGCGGGGACAUAGCGGUGUUUGCCGGGCGCGCGGGGCACGGCACGUGUUGGCACCCGCAGUGUUUCCAGUGUUCCACGUGCAGCGAGCUCCUGGUGGACCUCAUCUACUUCUACCAGGACGGGCAGAUCUACUGCGGGCGCCACCACGCCGAGAGGGUCAAGCCCCGCUGCCAGGCCUGCGACGAGAUCAUCCUGGCUGAUGAGUGCACGGAGGCGGAGGGGAGGCACUGGCACAUGAAGCACUUCUGCUGCUUUGAGUGUGAGGCGGCUCUGGGAGGCCAGCGCUACAUCAUGAGGGAGAGCCGCCCCUACUGCUGCACCUGCUACGAGGCCCUGUACGCAGAGUACUGCGACACCUGUGGAGAACACAUAGGUAUAGACCAGGGCCAGAUGACGUAUGAGGGGCAGCACUGGCACGCCUCGGAGUCCUGCUUCUGCUGCGCGCGCUGCCACCUGCCCCUCCUGGGUCGCCCCUUCCUGCCCAAGGGGGGGCUCAUCUUCUGCUCGCGCCCCUGCUCUCUCGGGGAGGACCCCGACAACUCUGACUCCUGCGACUCGGCCCUCCAGGGCCACACGGGAAGCCAGAAAUCCCACAACCACCACAGCCCGCAGCUCCAGCAGGACUCUGAACACCAGCAGCAGCAGCAGCAGCAGCAGCCACUGCAGCACAGUUCCCCUCUACGGCCACAAGAGGGCGCCAAAAACCUCUCAGCGGCCAUCAUCAGCACCUCUAUACCAGUGGGGAAUAACUACUCUCACCCGUCAGCAGAAAGCAGAGGUGUGUGCAUCCCUUCUUCUCACUUAUCCAACGGGCACUCCUCCUCUCACGGCCUGUCAGUCUCAUGCCAUUCAGACUCCCAUCCGCCCUCCCCUGUCCCUCUUCUGUCCAAUGGCUGGGCAGCAUCUUUGCCGGUUAGCCAAUCACAUGACAGCUUGCGCCCAGGAAGUGGCUGGGUUGAGCACCCAAUCAGCUGCCCCGAGAAGAGUGGUUACUCUGAUUUUGAACCCCCCAGUUAUGUUUCAAGGGGCACUUCCACUGCAAAGGAUUGUGGGAAAGGGCUUGAAAAAAGCAUUAAAGGGUACCCCCCGCCCCCGUACCCCUCUCCAGUGUUGGGGGACGCCCUGAGCCCCUCCGCACCCUUCCCUCCCCCUCCUUCUCCUCUUCUCCUAAACGGGCCUUGUGAUUCGCCAGCCCUGACCCCUACCCUGCCCUCUACACCCGAGCCACGCCCCUCUGCUCCUGUGCCCCAAUCAGGACGCCGUGGCGCGCGGGUCAGCUUCCGCGAGCCAAUCAGCUGCAGCUAUUCUGUAGAGAUGGAAGAGGAUGAGGAAGAUGAAGAGCUGAGAGGAGAGGGGGAGGAGGAAGAGGAGGAAGAGGAGGCAAUGGGGGGGUUUGGCCGGAGGCUCCGUCUCCAUAAAGGCGUCCCACCUCACAUGGACCUGCUGGAUGGCUCGUACCACCGCAGCAUGCGUAGGGGUGGCGCCCUGGGCCACGGGCGUGUACCAUCCGACUCCCCCCUCCACCUGGGCACGGAGCGACGCUUCCGACGCCCCCGCUCCGACCGGCCGCGGCUGGAGUCGCUGGACUUUCGCCGGGGGGGUGAACGGCGGAGCGCGGGGUCAGAGGUCGCCGGGGUCACGCUGGGCACCUCCGUGGAGAGCCCCGACCAGCCGGGCGCCCCCCCCCUCACCCUCCAGGCCUCCCACUACCACCGGCACGAGGACUCCUGCUCCACCUGCUCCUCUUCCUCCGACUCCGAGGAGGACGGCUACUUCCUGGGGCAGCCCAUCCCUCUGCCCCCACAGCUGCGCCGGUCACCCCUGGGGGAGGGGGGCCAGGGAGACGCACAGGAGAAGGAGGGGGAGGAGGAGGGGGAGGAGGAGGAGGAGGAGGAGGAGGAAGGUGUGGCGAGGGACUGGGGCGGGCUGAGAGGAAGCCUGAGGAGGAGGAGACGGACUCACAGUUUCAGCGCCAAAGACAAAGACAAGAACUGCGUGGUCUCCUGAGAACAGCUCUGGCGGUUUCCAGAAGCUUCUACCUCCAGACACACACACACAAAAAAAAUCUGUUCUAAAGUCUCCUGCCUGUCAUGGAAAUCAGAAUGAAAUGGUCAUUUCUCUCCCUGGUUCCAGGUGCAGUGGCAGAGUCCAAGAGGUUUUUUAUAAACAUAAAGUACUCUUUGAGAGGUGAGAGAGACCCUGCUGGGCCUUGACUGAACUUGAGGAACGGGCAUUAGUAGACACACACACACACACACACACACACACACACACAUGUAGACACACACACACACACA
Clupea harengus (Atlantic herring) is the source of this 3326-nucleotide messenger RNA. RefSeq names its product prickle homolog 3 (gene prickle3). The record is from RefSeq and is a predicted model, not a curated record. NCBI's taxonomy places the organism in Eukaryota, Metazoa, Chordata, Actinopteri, Clupeiformes, Clupeidae. Gene Ontology annotation, molecular function: zinc ion binding.